This is a messenger RNA of Elgaria multicarinata webbii, 2738 nucleotides long. RefSeq names its product DAZ interacting zinc finger protein 1 (gene DZIP1). The coding region runs from base 1 to 2469 and encodes 822 amino acids. Gene Ontology annotation, cellular component: cytoplasm; ciliary basal body. Gene Ontology annotation, biological process: cilium assembly. The record is from RefSeq and is a predicted model, not a curated record. Lineage: Eukaryota; Metazoa; Chordata; Lepidosauria; Squamata; Anguidae. The transcript is spliced from 18 exons.
AUGGCGGCGGCGGCCUCUCCAGUGCCGGCGGCGCUGCCCCCGUUCCAGUUCCGCCCCCGGCACGACAGCCCGGACUGGCGGCGCCUGAGCGCCGUGGACGUGGAGCGGGUGGCGGCCGAGGUCAACGUGGCGGUGCUGCAGGAGCACCUGGCGCACGUCACCUUCUGCACCGCCGAGCGGGAGCGCUGCCCGCACUGCCAGGCCCCCGCCGACCCGCUCCUGCUCCGGCUGCUGCGCCUGGCGCAGCUCUGCCUCGAGUACCUGCUCCACUCCCAGGACUACCUCAGCGCCCAGCUCCGCGCCAACCAAGAGCUGCUCCGGUCCGCCGACGCCCACCGCGACCUGCUCGCCAAGGAUGUGGCCCGCGGAGCCCAGGAAAUCCGGCUGCUCAAGGAGGAGUGCAAGCGCCGCAAAAAGAUGAUCGGCACCCAGCAGAUGAUGCUCCAGGCCGGGGCCACCUACCACCAGUGCCAAUUUUGUGAAAAAGCGUUUAUGAACUAUUCCUUCCUGCACAGUCAUUUGCAGCGUCGCCAUGGAGAAGAGCCACCCAUUGAACAGAAGAAAAAAGCACAGACGGAUAAAUUACAGGAGGAGAUCAACAAGCUGAAGGAGCAGUUACAGCUUACCAAGUCUCAAUUAGAAGCUGAGCAACAUGCUCAUAUGGUCAAAUUAUCCAAGGAAUAUGAAGAACACCGAUCCAAGGAGGAGGAGAUUCGUCACUUAUUUCACAAAUGGAAAGAAGAAGAAAAAGAAAAAUUGGCCAGUGAACUAGAGAAGGUGAAAGAGAUGUUUAUGAAGGAGUUUAAAGAGUUAACUGCCAAAAAUACAGAAUUAGAAAAUCAUUUAUUAGAAGUCCAGAAGUCCAACAAACACCUGAAAUCCAAUUUAGGCACAUUAAAGGACAGCUAUGAAUUUAUUGAAGAGAAACACCAGAGUGCUGUAGAUCAUGAGAACGUAAUGCAGCUUCUUGAAAAACAGGAAACUAAAUGGACUUCUAAAGUGCAAGCCCUUCAAGAAGAACAUGGAAAUGAAAAACACCAGCUUACGUCACAGAUUGAGAAGCUCAAAACGGCAAUGACAGAGGAAUUCAAUGCAAGCAACAUCUUCUAUAAGAAGAGGAUAGAAGAACUAGGACAGAGACUUCAAGAGCAGAACGACCUUAUAAUUGCACAGAAGCACCAGAUACAAAAUUUGGCUACCAAAAAAUCAGUAGAAAACAUGAGGUCGUCUGAUGUGAAAGCUUCAUCACAGAAUGUUGUUCAGCCCAAAUCCAGUCUGUCAUCCACACGUGAACAGGCCCUCUUGGUGCACAUGCUGGAGCCCAUAGAGGAGCUUCCAGAGGAUGAAAAAGAAAUAGAGAAACAUGAGCCCAAAGUAGGGAAGAAUAAGCACCAUGUAAUUCAUACUUUGAAGAGCAAUCCUUCUUUAACAAGAGAGCUCAGAGCUGUUUUGGAACAGACCCUAGCAGAGAAGUUGGAAUCCUUGGGAAUUAAAUCAGGAGUUCAUGGUAUCCCAAGUGAUCAUUUGACCAGAGUCUUAAUGUCUGUUGAAUCUGCUAGAGAAGAGAGAAAGAAACAGGUCCCUGACAUUCAGCAUAUUCGAGAGCAACUUGAACGGCAAGUCAGCUUUAGAGUUGCAGAAAGAGCAUCUUGCAGCAGGCUUCUUUCCCACUCCCAGCUUUCUCCAGAAGCUAACCAGAGGGCAGCUCACAUAGGAGGUUCAUUAUCCACAGUGUUACCCAAACCAGCAAAACGUUACUCGGUUGCCAAACGCCCAUCCGUACAAAGAACACUCCCUGCAGAAAACACAUCUACUCCGAAAACCAAGAAGAGCGCUUUGGGAGGUGAAAUUCCCAGGAAGUUGCAUAGUAUUACAACCUCACCAUUUAGCUCAGAGGAUGAAGUGGAGGAAGACGACAUCAUGCAGUCCUACAUCUCACCAGAAUUGUCUCAGCCUAAAGCACCCAAGAGCAACAGCAAGGGCAGCUUGUCAAGAUUUGCAAGCCAGAGUGAUGUGAACUCGCCUGAAGAAGAUGAAGUGGAAAAAAUCGGAGUGAAUCUUAAGCCGUCAAAAAGCAUGCUAAUUGAAAGAGCAAAUGAUCAAGUGGAAAAGCUUCUUUUGAGCCAAGGAAAGGGAAAUAAACCCGUUGGAGAAAUUGUUGUCGGCUCAGCAUCUAUUCAGAAAUGUGCCCAAGGAGUAAAGUUUACUAGAGUUGAGGAUGAAGAUGAUGAUGACUGGGAUUUAUCAUCCCUGGAAGAUGAAAAACCCUUGCUGGCGAAAGAGGAGAAAGUUAAGAAUGUAGCUGCCCUUGAAAAGAAUGAUUCAAAUGUUACGUCCAUGCCCCAUGCCUGGGGGGCUCCUAUGGGAAAAUCACCAAAGGAUGAAGGCCUUCAAGAUGCAGAUACAACAAGUACAUUAAAAAGCAGCUUGGUCACCGUCACAGACUGGAGCGACUCUUCAGAUAUAUGAUUGUUGUCUUUGGAAUGAGGUUUUAUCUACAACGAUCUGAUUUCUGUUCAUUUUUCUUGCUGUGCAUUAACAACGAACUUUUGUUUACAAAACUCUGGUGUCUUUUUAGUUUCCCGUUGAUAUAAUGCAGGACUGUUAUAAAUGCUUCCAGCUAGCUCUCCAAUUUCAGGGAAUAAGUGAUUCUCAAUUAACAGUAUUAACUGAACCACUAUUAAGUAAUGAAGAAAAAUAAAAUUUAAAAAACCAACAACCUUUAUACUAAACUUUAU